This is a messenger RNA of Diospyros lotus (date-plum), 395 nucleotides long. RefSeq names its product enhancer of rudimentary homolog. The record is from RefSeq and is a predicted model, not a curated record. NCBI's taxonomy places the organism in Eukaryota, Viridiplantae, Streptophyta, Magnoliopsida, Ericales, Ebenaceae. The coding region runs from base 21 to 380 and encodes 119 amino acids. The transcript is spliced from 3 exons.
UAAAGCCCCAACACCACUGAAUGCAAAACCCCAACUCUCUUUAUCUCUUUCUCUCUCUGAGCUUUGAUACUGAGUCGCUGAGCUUUGAUUCUGAGUUAAUGGCUAACAGGCACACCAUUAUUCUAAUGCAAACAUCUCAAAACAGAGCUACUAGAACAUUUAUGGAUUAUGAUUCGAUAAAUCAAGCAAUGGAAGGUAUAUGUCGACUGUAUGAAAGGAAACUUAAAGAGCUAAAUCCAGCCAUCAGAAACUUUAAUUAUGAUAUUUCAGAUCUCUACAAUUUCGUUGACGGGCUAACAGACAUGAGUGCUCUAGUGUCUCUCUCUCUCUCUCUCUCUCUUCACUCCACACACACACACACACACACACACAAACACUAAAUCAGAACUAUGAAA